This is a messenger RNA of Patella vulgata (common limpet), 504 nucleotides long. RefSeq names its product endoglucanase A-like. The transcript is spliced from 3 exons. Lineage: Eukaryota; Metazoa; Mollusca; Gastropoda; Patellidae. The record is from RefSeq and is a predicted model, not a curated record.
AUGCAAGAACCAGCAGCCACAACAGCACCAUCAGCCACAACAGCACCAGUGAUGCCAAUGCCAACACCUAUCCAGACAGCACUAGCCUUGGCACCUAGUUUUACACCAGCACCAAAUGCUGUGGCACCAACACCAAUGCACACACCAGCACCAACAGCCACAACAGCACCAGAGCCCACAACAGCACCCACGCCAAUCCCAGCACUAGCAGUAGUGUCAAUCCAAGCACCAGUACCAACACCCACAACAGCACCAGAACCCAUAACAGCACCCACGCCAAUCCCAUCUAUGCUAAUACCAACACCAUUAGCGUUGCCGAACCCAGCACCCACGAAUUUUGCAGCACCUAUUUGCACCAUAACGGCUAGACCGUUUCCCGAAUUGUUUACGGACGAGAAUAAAAGACCUUACUUUGGAGGGGGGGAAAUGCAGAAAAAGGAGCUCGAUCACAAAUGAAAGUCAAUUUUUAAACGGUAUGUACUGUAUUUUUAUCCCGAGGUGUAG